AAUAAAAACAAAAUGGCUGCCUUCGUGAUAAAAAGUUAGGAGGAUUUGACUUUAGAAAAGGCUCCAACAAAACCUUCUACCCUUCAAUGGACCCAAGAGAAUCUCCAGAGGUCCUCAUAAGUGACGGAGAUGGUCUGCUGUCUAUGAAUACAUUGAUAGAACGAUCUAAAGCUGUGUGCUACAUCCAAGUCAUUGUCAAAGACCCCAUGACGAACACAGAUCGGCUGAGGCGUGGCAGUGGAUUCUACAGUACGGUGCUGAUUAACCAGAUUGAGUACCUUGGUAUAUUCACCAAUAACCAUGUUUUAUCAAACGAGAUUGAGGCACAGCAGGCAGAGGUCAUCUUUGAUUAUGAUAAAUCAUCAUAUGUAAAUGAGCAGGUUAAAACAGUCAGUUUGAGACCAGAUUUGAUAUUCAAGACAAAUAAGGAUUUGGAUUACUCCUUUAUUGGGGUUCAAAAAGAAAACAUUGAAGCUCUCCACCCUGGUGUUAACCCCAUCCAAUUCAAACCAGAACCUAAAAUCAGUGGAGGAGAUGAAGUCUUCAUACUACAGCAUCCUAAAGGAAGGCCACAAGAGUUCAGUCAUGACAAGAUUAUGACAGUUAUGCCUCCAUUUGUGCUUUACAAAGCCGACACAGAGACUGGUUCCUCAGGAGCUCCUGUAUUCUACAAGUUGAAUUUGGUGGCAAUACACCAAAAGGGGAGUGAAGAACAACAAUACAACAAAGGAGUUUUGUGCAGUGAAGUACUGUCUCAUCUGAACACAGGAAAAUAUACAAAGCCUACUGCAUUUCCCAUACAAGAUAGUCAGGGGGAAGAAAUUGAUAAAGAUAGUAUAUCAAGAAAACAACAGAAAAUGGAAAAUAAUGUCUCUCUUUUAGUAUCAGAAGGCGACCUAGAAGAACUUGCCAAAGAAAUCAUUCCAAUUUGGAGACAUCUUGGUAGGAAGCUUGGACUAGAUAACAGUAGAAUAGAAGAAAUAUCAAAAGACUACGCAAACUUAGGGAUAAGAGAACAGGCCUUCCAGAUGCUUUUGUCUUGGAAAGAAUCAAGUCCUAACCCAUCAUAUGGUGUUCUGGGAAAUGCUUUAAUAAUAUUAGGAAAACGCAACCUUGCUCAACGGUAUUGUCAUAUGUGAUAUGAUGUAACAGCUUCAUCUAGUUGGUUGAAACCUAUGGUUUUUAAACAAGGUAUAUUUAUUGAACAAAUAAGGAUUUUUCUAGGAAGAUGAACCUAUUCUCACUUUUGACCUGUAUGAAAUACGAUCAGAAACCACAACCAACCAAAUGUUAUUGAUUUUUAAUGUACUUUUACUAAAGCUACUAUAAGUAGCAAGGGUAUUGUCUUAAACUAAAAUAAUACACUAACACAKUUUUUCUGGCCUUUGUCAUUUUGAAUUUCAUUCACUGUUUUCUUUUUUCUAAUUUGAUUGUAAUGUGUUUAUAUCUAUUCAACAUUUUUCUUGUCAUAGUAUGUCUGUUUUUGGAAAUAUUCUUUUUGGAACAAAUAUACUCUCUGGAC
Actinia tenebrosa (Australian red waratah sea anemone) is the source of this 1522-nucleotide messenger RNA. RefSeq lists its product as uncharacterized. The record is from RefSeq and is a predicted model, not a curated record. Gene Ontology annotation, molecular function: protein binding. NCBI's taxonomy places the organism in Eukaryota, Metazoa, Cnidaria, Anthozoa, Actiniaria, Actiniidae. Gene Ontology annotation, biological process: signal transduction.